Molecule: messenger RNA, 1659 nt
Organism: Rhipicephalus sanguineus (brown dog tick)
Lineage: Eukaryota; Metazoa; Arthropoda; Arachnida; Ixodida; Ixodidae
Exons: 3
Coding region: 92-1009 (305 amino acids)
Biological process (GO): regulation of transcription by RNA polymerase II
Cellular component (GO): nucleoplasm
Molecular function (GO): RNA polymerase II cis-regulatory region sequence-specific DNA binding
Source: RefSeq, a predicted model, not a curated record
AGUUGUAGUCAUCCGUCCGCGCGCCCGUGUAUUCGUUGCUGCGGCGGGCCGCACCGCAGUGAGAUUUAUUAACUUUCAUUUAUUUUCCGCGAUGGGUGGAUUCACAUGUUGUGUUCCUGGAUGCUUCAACAACAGUUCGAAACGAAAGGGCCUCGGAUUUUACGUGUUCCCGAAAGAGACGAAGCUUCGGCAGCUUUGGCUGCAGCGUAUCAACAGAGCUGGACAGCGUGGCAAGUUCUCAAAGUUCGUGCCCACAACAGGCCACAGAGUUUGCGGCGAACACUUCGAAGGAGGGAAGAAAACGUAUAUGGUUCGGGUACCGACAGUCUUUCCACUUAAGCAAAAAAUUAUAAAGAAGCGUCGACAAAUUCAAGUGAAGCGCACUCUACCUGCCAACCGUGUUGAAGUGCAACAGCCACACAGCGAGGAAACAUCAAAUGAUGAAAACAGCACCGACUUGUGCAGUGCCACUGAGAACACUGCUUGUGAUACAUUCGAAGAACACUCAUAUACAUAUCAUGAGCACAAUGAAAAUGAUCUGCUAAAGAGGCAGCAAGAAUCCAUUCACCAUCUUGAGCAGGAACUAGAAAAAGCUAAAGCAGUAAUUACUGCAUUGAAGAAGGAGUUAGAGGAGAAAACAAAGGCUAAUGCAGAUUCAGCAAGGCUGUAUAACCGCCUUCAGCAAAAGAACAGAUGUUUGGUGCUUGAAAUAUCACGUUUGAGUGGUUGCCUCAGAAAGGCCUCCAAAACAAAAAGAACAGAGUUUGAAUACGAUGUCUUGGCUCAGAACGAAAAGAGACUGCGCUACUAUACUGGAUUCGCAUCACGCCUGCAUUUGGAGGCAUUUUGGUCGCUGUUAGAAGACGACGUGAACAGCCUGCAAUUUUGGAAUAUGAAAGGAACUGCAAAUGAAGACAGAAAGUUUCUGCUGCCGCUCAAGACACAGUUAAUAAUUGUGCUUAUGAGACUUCGGCUGGGACUUGACGGAGCCGACCUUGCAUUCAGGUGAGCUAACCCUGUUCUUGACUGUCAACCUCUCUGCUGUCAUUCAAAUAUACAUGUUCUCUAAAUGAAGUGGUAUUCCUUAGGUGCAAAGGAAAUGCAACAUGUUUUCUCAUCAUUGUAACUUUUGCAUUAAUUUAUAAUGCUUACAACAUGCACAUGUAAACUAUCAUGCUAUAAUGCAAGGAUAGGACUUAACAAGGAAUAUUAUUGGAGUUUAGUUUUUCGACAAAGUGACUUUUUUCUAUAGCUGCUGCCCUGAACGACAAGUGCCUCCCAUGGCACUAGUUAAAGGACUCCUAAUCCACACAGUGGUUGAAAUUUAGUUGUGUUGUUGCAGUUGCACAUGAGACUACAACGAACAUGUUCCUUUGAGAAUGUUUUGAAGUAAUGCUGUAAUAGUGGAGUUAAGCGUGUUUGAUAUCUAAAUGCGGCCCUCGCUCGUUUCACUCUUUCCUUCGCUACACCCCGUACAUUGGCUCAUCUCUUCUCUUGGCUGAUGGUUCCUACUUGCUGAGCAAGGAGGAUAAGCAGGGAGGACACAUACUUGCAGGCAGACAAACGGGCUCUUUCUGCUGUUGACGUGACCAGGUUCUCCUGGUGACGUCGCAACCAAUGCUGGGAAUGGCGAAUGACCCAGAGAGGAACACUGCAUUG